GCUCUAUCUUGGAUGAUGUACUUUAUCAUGGCGAAUCAAUCUGUUGAAAAUUUAUUACUUCAAGAAAUUAACGAAAUUCUCUCAGUGGAAACGUCCAUCCCAUCAUAUGACGAUAUUAAAUUAUUUAAAUAUACCACAUCUACGUUUUAUGAAACUCUUCGGUUAUAUCCUAUUGUUCCAGAUAAUGUUUUGCCUAAUAAUAUUCCAGUAUUCGCAGGAGAUUUUGUGGAAUAUAAUCUAUUUAUAAUGGGAAGAGAUGAAAAAAUCUGGGGAGAAGACGCUAAACAAUUCAACCCUAAAAGAUUUUUAGAGUCGGAGGAUGGUUUAAAACCAAGUAAAUUUAAAUUUGCUUCUUUUCAUGCUGGACCUAGAACCUGUGUGGGACAGCAAUUUGCAACUCUUGAAGUAAUAACACUUGUAGUAAUGUUGUUGAAAAAAUUUAAGUUUGAAUUGGUACCCGGACAAAAAUCACCGCCGGAAUUUAAAGAUGCCAUUACACUACCAAUGAAGGAUCCUCUUAUGACUAAAGUGUCUUAUAGAACUAAAAAUUAA
Dentiscutata erythropus is the source of this 552-nucleotide messenger RNA. NCBI's taxonomy places the organism in Eukaryota, Fungi, Glomeromycota, Glomeromycetes, Diversisporales, Gigasporaceae. The record is from the annotation of a GenBank genome assembly.